Aedes albopictus (Asian tiger mosquito) is the source of this 1172-nucleotide messenger RNA. RefSeq names its product epimerase family protein SDR39U1-like. The coding region runs from base 166 to 1068 and encodes 300 amino acids. The record is from RefSeq and is a predicted model, not a curated record. NCBI's taxonomy places the organism in Eukaryota, Metazoa, Arthropoda, Insecta, Diptera, Culicidae. The transcript has 3 exons.
GUCACGUCAUUUAAAUUUAUUUACAAAUAAACACAAAGUGCAUUGUUCGCUUUCAAUCGUUAGUUAAACAAUAAAUUUAUUCUUGAUUCGGUAAAUACAACAAAUAAGCAUAGAAGAGUGAGCUAAUAACACUUUAUUAACUGAUUCCUGUAGUGGCUUAUCUUCAUGGCUUUAAAACAUGUAGUAAUAGGUGGUGGAACCGGAUUCAUUGGUAAACGUUUGGCACAGAUCCUCCGAUCGGACGGGUACGAUGUAACCACCAUCUCACGGAUGCCUGCGGUCAAGCAUAUGACCUGGCACGAUUUGGAGAAAGAUGGCCUCCCGACAGGAACUUCGGCUGUGGUUAAUCUAGCUGGUCAAAACGUUCUGGACCCAACACGACGUUGGACUCCGGGCUUCAAGCAGAACGUGUGGAACUCGAGAAUCAACACGACCGCUGCCUGUGCUAGAGCCAUCGAGAAGGCCACGGUGAAGCCGCGAGUAUUUGUCAGUAUUUGUGGAGUAAGCCAUUAUGCACCUGGGCCGCAGUUGCACACUGAAGAAUCAAAAACAGCUGAAUUCGACUUCAUGUCCCGGUUGUGCAUCGAGUGGGAAAAGGCGGCCAAUCUGUCCGAUAAUUCCAUCUGCCGGGUUGUGAAGCUACGAAGCGGUGUCGUAAUUGGUCGAGAAGGUGGCAUGAUACAGUCGUUGAUUUUGCCAUUUUGGCUCGGAUUGGGAGGUCCCAUUGGAGAUGGAAGUCACGAUUUACCGUGGAUACACGUGCAAGAUGUUUGCAACAUGAUUAAAUUUGCGAUUGAAAAGCCAGAUGUUAGUGGUGUUUUAAACGGUGUCGCUCCAGAAUUGAUUACGAAUCGAGAUUUUACCAAGGCUUUUGCUUCUGCGUUGAUUCGUCCGGCAAUAUUUCCCCUUCCUGAAUUCGUAUUGAAUCUAAUCUUUGAUAAAGAGCGUGCCGCUCUGUUGACUAAUGGCGCUAAGGUGGUUCCCAAACGCCCACAAGAAUUCGGAUACAAAUACCAGUUCCCCGAUAUUCGUUCUGCAUGCAAAGAUGUGGCCAGAUUGUUUCCUUAGAUAACUAGUAAAUCUCGAUAGCGCGACAUUUAUUCAUCCAUGUUCAUAACGAAGACAAUGCGAUCAUAAUUUAAGAAGCGAUUAUAGAAGGUACAUCAAUGUUA